This is a messenger RNA of Piliocolobus tephrosceles (Ugandan red Colobus), 6003 nucleotides long. RefSeq names its product ring finger protein 223 (gene RNF223). Bases 4395 to 5144 code for a protein of 249 amino acids. Gene Ontology annotation, biological process: protein ubiquitination. Lineage: Eukaryota; Metazoa; Chordata; Mammalia; Primates; Cercopithecidae. Gene Ontology annotation, molecular function: ubiquitin protein ligase activity. The record is from RefSeq and is a predicted model, not a curated record. The transcript is spliced from 2 exons.
CUUUCUGUAUUGAAGCAGAAAUUCAUUGUGCAGGAAAGUCCUCCAGAGCUCUGCAGCCCCGCUCGGAUCCCCGGGGCCCCCGUGCCUGGACCCCGUGCCUGGGGCCCCGGGCCUGGCUGAUCCCUGCCCACGCGGGGCAGCCCACAUCUGACCCCCACAAGUCACUGCCUCGCUGGACCUGCCAGGCUGCCCUGGCACUAAGUCCCGGGGUCCCUCCCGGGGUUCCUGGGAGAAAGGCGCUUUUGUGGCCGCCUCCCGCACGCCAGGCUGCAGGCUCCACUGUGGGUCUCAGAUGCCCUGCGGUGACUGGCACUGUCUGCUCUAGCGUCGGGUCCCCAUCUGAGGGGUGGCCUGGCCUUCGGGGCCCCCACGCUCCUCUGUGAAGUCCCCUUUGGGUGUCACCAUGGUCCCCGGGACCUGGGCCAGCGGGAACGUGGGAGCACUGGGUGCUGCUAUAAAGUCAGCGUUCCGAGCUGCCCUUUCCCGUAGGAUCCUCUGUUCUCUAAGUGCAGGUCGGGAAGCAAAGCCCCCGCCAGGCUGGCCCCACGCACUCCACCACCGUGUGCUGGGGGCAGGGAGGCGGGACGGGGACGGAGGAGAGUUGAGCCCCCACCUGCUGCCUGGUUGGGGCCCUGAGAGCUACACGCACAGGGUGCCCCCACCCCCCACCCCACACAUUUUCUGCCACAGGCCCAUUCCCUGAAUACAACCUGUGCAGGUGGGACCUGCGGACCCCGACCCCCAGCUCAGACCUGAGGUGGGACAGAGCGUGGGUGUGCGUCUCCAUGGGCCGGCCGGGCUGCAUGGGGCUGUAGACACGGGCCCCAGGAGGGCUGCCAUGGGCCAUUGGGGGGCAAGUGGGUGGCUCCUUGGAGGGGCCAGCAGUGGGGGCGUGUUUGCUGACGGUGAUGGGCCUGGCCAGAGAGGGCUGAGCUGGGGCAGGGCAGGCCUUGAGGGGCAGAGGGCCUGGGCAUCAGGACGCCGGAGCGCUGCCCCUGCUCGUAACCGUGCCCUCCACCCAGGCAGAAACGUCCACUGCCUGGAGGGCUGUGUCUUUAGACACCUGCCUCCCCGUCCCUGAAAACCCCCAGCCUGAGGUUUGCAGCCCGGGAGCACCUGGGGGAGCAUCGGCUCUGCCCUGGGCCCUGGCCCACGAAGCGUCCUGGGGCUGGGAGGGUCACCUGGUCCUGGGGAGAAAGGGAGGGACUGGACAGCCCAAGGCUACUCUGAGCCCAGCACCGGCAGCCCCACCUGACCGAGAGCGGGGUGAAGGGAAGGAGUGGGACCGGGAGGAGUGGGGUGGAGGGAAGGAGACAGGGACGGCGGUGGGGGUGGAGAGGAGUCCACGUCCUGCUGGAAACUCCACUCCUGCAUUUGCACCAGGCUGGGCGUCUGGUUUGGAGGAUAACAUCGGAAACAGGCACCAACAGCAGGUUCAGCCAGGUAGGCUCUGGAGGCCGGGCCAGACACAGGCACCGUCCCAGUCCACCCUCUGAGUAGCCUCCCAGGCCCCAUCUCUCUCAAUUCUGGGUCCCCUUCCUCUCUCCCACCCAGUGGCCCAAACCAAAAACCCAGGGUCCUCCUGCCACCUCCAUAUGUCCCCCUCAGCUGGCUCCCCGCGUCCCCCACCUGUGCUCUUGUGACUGGCCCCUGGUGGGCAGCAGGGGGUCAGCCAGGACCUGUGGCAGCGAGGGACGCACCCUCCUCACUGUGUGGGAGGGACGUACUGGCUGGGCCUAGGGUUGGCCCCAGCACGUCCCAGAGCCCUACUCCCCGACACCGGCCUCCCCUCUGCACAUCUGGGCCCCUGGGAAAGAAGUCCAGCCCCAGAACCAACAGAGCUGCUGCAUUUGAGCCAAUGGCCCAGCAUGGGGCGGGGUGGGGCGAGGCUGUGGGGGAGCCCAGAGCAGCCCAGGCCCGGAAGGCCCCUCCCCACAGCAGCCACGCCACGUCCCAAGGCCUGGCAGUGCCGGGUCUGACCUGUAAUCCAGGGACCUGGAGGGGAAGGAGUCGCUGAGAGGGCGUGAGGAGACCGAAAGUGAAGGAGGCGAGGGGUCAGGCGAUCACGCCAGCAUGCACAUCUCAAGCAUGCGCACGUGUGAUCACACACACGCCCACAGGCUCACCCAGCUGCCUGCCCACUGGCUGCGAUGGAGGGGACCAGGCGGGCCCACCCUAUGCCCUGGACAUGGCCAGCCAAGCUGUUCUGCUGCCAUCCCGAGAGCCCAGCACCCCGACCCCAGCCUGGUCUGAGCUGGGAGAAGUGGAGCUGCUGGCUCCUCUCCUACACAGGGAGGCCUGGCCUGGCCCCGAGACCACACAUUCCUCCGGCCUUCCCUCACCUUGGCCGCCAGCACGAGUGUCAGCCGGGAGCCCAGAGUGACCUCAGUGCCCAGAUAUUCCCAGGAGCUGUCGGGACGUUCCCAGAGCUGCAGGGCCAGGCGCUUCCUGGAGGCGGCAUGUGACCCGAGUCACGGCCCUCAGGAAAGCGCUUUCUGGGCUGGGCCUCGCAGUGGCUCCCCACACGGAGUCCCCAUAGCCUCCGCCACCUGGACCCCCUCACAGAGCUCCCAUCCCUCCCCAACUCUGAGCAUCCACCCCUCCCUGUCUGAGCUCCGACCCCCUGCUGAGCCCCCCAGCCCCCCACUGAGUUCCCGUGGAACUGGCAGGGGUUCCGCCCUUCCCUGAGCCCAAGCCCCGUCCUCCUCCUCCACGGGGCAUUGCCUGGCCUCUGCAGUCCUGAUUCCCGCUUCCCAGCAUCCCUUGGGCUCCAGGAUGCUCACGGCAGCACUGGGGGAGCCUCUGGGUCCCCACUGAGGGGUCAGUGGGCACCUGCGGGGGAGUUGCCUGAGGGCAGCCUGUGGGGUGGCCUGGCCAGCUCUCCCACUAGGGUGGGCCCCUCACUCCCAGCCCCACCCAGUGUGACACCCCCCAGGCUGAUGUGUGGGGUCCCAGCUCAGGUCCAGCCCAGGCCUCACGGCGGGGAUGGGGCUGUGGCACCCAGGUCAGACCUGCCCUUGCAUGGGGUCCACUGGGCUGGGGGAGAGACGCCUCAGUGAGGUGGGGAGCCAGCAGCUGGACAGCCUGGGGGUGCAGCUCUAUACCAGGCCCUUGGGCAAGCAGCAGAGUGUGCAGGGGGUGGAGGCAGCCCAUGCCACUGGCUGCUCCUCUGGGCCUCUCACACCCUCCAUCCCAGCCCCCAGGCUCUCAUCAGUUCUAGCCCUGGUCUUUGCACAGACCAGUUCUGUAGUCUGCUGGGGCAUGUGGACACAGCAUGUGUGAGCGUCUGGACAUGGCAUGUGAGUGUAGACAGCACAUGUGUGAGAACGUGUGGACACGGCAUGUAAGCGUCUGCACGGCACAAGUGUGAGCAUGUGGACACGGCACAUGUGUGGGAGCGUGUGGACGUGUGUGUGAGAGCGUCGACAUGGCGUGUGUGAGAACGUGUGGACAUGGCACAUGUGGGAGUGUGGACACGGCCUGUGUGAACGUCUGGACAUGGCAUGAGUGUGAAAGCGUGUGGACAUGGCAUGUGUAAGUGGACACAGCAUGAGAGCGUGUGGACACGGGAUGAGUUGUGUGGACACGAGGGCUAUGUGUGUGACAGCGUGUGGACACAUAGCCCGUGUGUGAGAACAGCCAUGUAUGUGUGUGGGUAAGGCAGGUGAGCACAUGGGUGGGUGUGGGCAGGGAAGUGGCAGGAAGGGGCUGUGAGGUCAGGCAGCCAUGAGCAAAGGGCAGGGGCAGGCUGGGCAUCGGUUGUGGGGGGCUCAGGGGAGGGCCCCUGCUGGGAGCCCACCCAGGAGCUCAGGGGCCACAGGGACCUGGAACCCGGCGGAGCAGCUUCCAGCGGUUGCUCCAGCCUCCUGGGGCUAUAGGGAGACAGGGCUUUGUCCAAGCACACAGCCCAGACCCACCAGACAGCGGCAAAUGUGCUGACCCCCACCUGGCUCCGACCCUCACCCUCCUCCCUGCCCUCCAGCUGCCUGGCCUGCCAAGGAGAGGAUGAAGCCAGCCAAUCCCUGAGGCUUGUGGCCACACCCUGGGCCAGCACGACCCAUAGGGUAUAAAUAGACCUGCUUGGGUGCCCACACCCGGCAACUCACACCUGCCUCAGACCAGAGCUCUGCGCGGGCGAGGGCGCCACAGUCCGUGUCCCCACCUGUCUUGGACGGGGCAGAAGCAACACCUGCCAGACCAGUGCCACCAGGACAGCUACUGGUGGCCGGCCCCGGGAGGGAUACCUGCCGGGUGAAGCACAGGCUGGGCCGGGCCCAGAGAAGAGGAAGCAAACUCUGCCAGGGCAGGGCAGCCCAGGGCCUUGGAGCCCAACUGUGGUCAGCGAGGAGGACCAUGCCCAGGACCCGCUGACCCCUGGUCACCAGCUCAAAGACAUGUCGUCAGGCCAGCAGAUGUGGCACUCGGCCGUGCCCCCCCAUCGCCGGAGCAGCUCCACAGCCUCAAUGCCCAGGUCCCCCAGCUCGGCUGGCAGCCCCAGGUCCCCUGGCACCCCUGGCUCGGAGAAGGUGGCCUCCCCCCUGGAGUGCUCCAUCUGCUUCUCAGGCUAUGACAACAUCUUCAAGAUGCCCAAGGAGCUCUCCUGCACCCACGUCUUCUGCCUGGAGUGCUUGGCCCGGCUGGUGGCUGCUCAGCCUGUGGGCCGCCCAGGCAGUGAGGCUGUACCUUGCCCCUUCUGCAGGCAGCCCACGACCGUGCCGCCUGCCGGAGCCCCCGCACUGCGCACCAGCCGCCAGUUGCAGGCCCGGAUGCCAGCGCAUUUGCGGCGCGAGGAGCCUGUGUGGCUGGAGGGCACCAAGCUGUGCUGCCAACCACUGCCCACCACACCUGGCCACAAGCCCAGCUUUGUAUGUGUGGACGUGGGUUUGAGCAAGCCUGCCGAGCCACCCGCACCCGCCCAGGACCCUGCCCCCCGCCGGGGCCACCUGGCCCGCUGCUGGAUGCGCUGCAGGGACUGGAGGCGCAUGGCACUGGUCUCUGCCCUGCUGCUGGUGCUCUUCUGCGUGGCACUCUGGCCGGUGCAGUGUGCGCUCAAGACUGGGAACCUGCGCUGCCUGCCGCUGCCUCCCCGGCCCCCGGCCACCACCACAGUCGCCGCCCCCCUCGGGCCUCUGACUGACAACUAGGGCCACCAGCCUUUGCACAGGUCAGCCGCCCUCACCCAGCUCCAUGGGUGGGUCCCCCACUGGGGGGCUCAAGGGCGCAGCAGCCACUGGAAGUCGAUCCCCGAGGAUGCAGAAGGAGCCUGGCAUCUCUGAAGACUCCUUCUGGGCCCCACCAAGACCAGGCUCCAUUUAGCUUGUCCACCCCUCACUCUCCAGGCUGGGUCCUGAUGGGGUGGACAAGAGGGUCCCCAAAGCCUCCAGGAACCACGGCUCACCGGACGCGGUGGCUCAUGCCUGUCAUCCCAGCACUUUGGGAGGCUGAGGCGGGAGGAUCACUUGAGGUCAGGAGUUUGACACCAGCCUGGCCAACGUGGUGAAACCCUGUCUCUACUAAAAAUACAAAAAUUAGCUGGGCAUCGUGGCGGGCGUCUCUUGGCUACUUGGGAGGCUGAGGCAGGAGAAUUGCUUGAACCCAGGAGGUGGAGGUUGUAGUGGGCCAAGAUUGCACCACUGCAUCCAGCCUGGGUGAAACAGCGGGACCCUGUCUCAAAUUGAAAAAAACCAAAACAAAAACAAAAAACCAGGCUCCUACAGGAAGCGCCCAGGAGAGAAGCUGGUCAGCGCUCCUGCCACCCACACACAGUGUGAAUUGCCUACCAGGGAAGCCCCUUGCCAAGAAGGAAUGGGCCUUGCCAUGCUUCGACUCAUGCCGACGUGUCCCCCUCAGGGCUGGCCCCGCCGUUGGGUGGGGUGCUAGUCUUGCCCUCUGACUGUGGGGAGAGUGUGGAGGCAGGGCAGCCCCCCAGUGCGGGGUGACCACAGAAACUUCCAGCUGCCCUUGUACAUUUUAAAAUAAAUUAUUUGUAUCCAUCUUUGGUAA